AUGGCAGCCCUAACUAGGUUUGUCUCUAGACUCACGGACAAGUGCAGACCAUUCUUUAAGUUGCUGAAGAAUCAGCAUUGCAAGCUAAUCAACUGGGGGCCCGAGCAAGAUGAGGCUUUUAGGAAAAUCAAGGAGUAUCGGGCAUCGGUGCCUAUGUUGUCAAAGCCGAUACCCAGAGAAAUGCUAUACCUCUACUUGGCAACGUCUGAUACAGUAGUGAGCUCGGCCCUGAUCAGGAAAGAUGAUGUCAUCGAGCUCCUGGUGUACUAUGUAGGCAAAGGUUUCACCUUGGUCUUGCAGAAGCCGGAAGCAAGCGGGAGACUGGCCAAAUGGGUGAUAGAGUUGGGUGAGUUCGACAUGCCGAGAGUAGCCAUCAAAGGGCAAGCAGCCGCAUAUUUCAUCUCGGAGCUAACCCCUAUGAAGAACAACGAGGUGCAUUCUGAGAUUGAGCAUGAGGUCAGCGGGACCUUUGAGGCUAAAGAACCGCAUCUAAGCUCCUACCAAGCACUAGCAAAGGCCCUUUUGAGUAGAUUCGAAUCUGCAAUGGUCACUCAAAUCCCCAGGAAGGAAAAUAGUAAUGCUGAUGCUUUGGCAAGACUAGCCACCGGUACCCGUCAGAAAGGGCGCAAGAAGGUCAAGGUCGAGAUCUUAGAUCGACCUAGCAUUAGCAAGACGAUCUCGGAGAUAUUCGCCAUCACCGUUGGCCCUAGGGAGCCCACAUGGAUGGACCCAAUCAUCGAGUUCAUUAAGGAAGGAGUCCGCCCGAAGAAUAGGCGACAAGCAAGGAAGUUGCAGUCGCGGUGUGCAAGAUACACUGACAAACGAUAA
Molecule: messenger RNA, 828 nt
Organism: Fragaria vesca subsp. vesca
Lineage: Eukaryota; Viridiplantae; Streptophyta; Magnoliopsida; Rosales; Rosaceae
Exons: 3
Coding region: 1-828 (275 amino acids)
Source: RefSeq, a predicted model, not a curated record